Messenger RNA from Oldenlandia corymbosa var. corymbosa, 1503 nucleotides. The record is from the annotation of a GenBank genome assembly. NCBI's taxonomy places the organism in Eukaryota, Viridiplantae, Streptophyta, Magnoliopsida, Gentianales, Rubiaceae.
AUGGAGUUUUCAUCGCAGGGAUUAUUUCUCUUCUUAUCUUUGAUGAUUUCAGCUCUAUGUGCUUCCCUGUUUAAAAUAACUAUGAUGAAGACGAAAUGGAGUCAGCUUGACUUAGGCGAACGUCGAGAAGAUCAAAGGGUUUUGCCAUUGCCAGGGACAACAGGAUGGCCUAUCAUUGGAGAAAGUUUGGAUUAUUUCUCCAAGAUCAAGAACGGAAACCUCGAGAAAUUUGUAGCUGAUCGGAUGGCGAAAUAUUCCUCAAAAAUCUUUGGGACUUCAUUGUUAGGGCAUUCUAUGGUGGUAUUCUGUACUCCAGAAGGCAACAAGUUCCUGUUUUCGAACGAGAGGAAAUUAGUCCAAGUAUGGUGGCCGAGUACGGUGAACAAAAUCUUCCCCAAGACGGAUAAUAAGCCAAGCCACGAACACUCGAACAAGCUUCGCAACAUGUUACAGGUGAUCUUCAAAAUUGAUGUACUCAAGACUUACAUUGGCACAAUGGAUGAUGUAAUGAAACAACAUUUGGAAAAGCAUUGGGAUUCGAAAGAAGUAAUUGUCGUAGGUCAUAUGGUAAAGAAGUUCUUAUUCACAUUGGCUUGCAAUGUAUUCUUUGGCAUUGAUGAUGCUGAGAAAGUUGACAUGUUUGCAAGAGGGAUGGAAAAUGUGGAGGCUGGAAUCGUCGCGCUACCUUUUAAUUUGCCUGGAACUGCUUUCCGUCGCGCUGUUAAAUCAUCCAAAGUUCUUCUUAAAGAGGUCGAAUCGACUGUAAAGCUAAGAAGAAUCGUAAUGGAUGCUAAUUCGGGGCAGUACAGUAACCCUGGAGGGAAAGUGAAGGACUUCAUGUCCUAUUUGAUUAUGGAAAGAAAUGAUGAUGGGAAACCCUUUAAGGAUGAAGAUAUUGCUAGCCAUUUAGUAGGUUUGUUGUUGGCUAGUUUUACUACUAUGCACAGCACCAUGACCAACCUCAUGAAGUAUCUCUCUGAAUUUCCUCAUAUCUAUGAUUCCGUCCUCCGAGAACAAAACGAAAUUCUAACAGCAAAGGGAGGAGAAGAUAAGGAACUAUGUUGGGAAGAUUUAAGGAAGAUGAAAUACAGUUGGAGUGUAGUGUCUGAAGUUUUAAGAGUGUUGUCACCAAGCACCGGAAGCUUUAGGGAGGCCAUUACAGAUUUUACUUAUGAAGGAUACACAAUUCCAAAAGGUACAAAGAUUCAUUGGAUAUUUCAUGCAACCCACAAAAACCCGAAAUACUUUCCGGAACCAAAUAAAUUUGACCCGUCAAGAUUUCAGGGGGACAAUCCUCCAAGUCCUUAUACAUUUGUUCCCUUCGGAGGUGGACCUCGGAUGUGCCCCGGAACUGAGUAUGCUCGGUUGGUGAUACUAGUUUUUAUGCACAAUGUGGUGACGAAAUUUAGAUGGGAAAAGAAGUGCCCUAAUGAGGGAAUGAUAUAUAUUCCUACUCCAAGACCAAUGCAUGAACUUCCUGUCUGCCUUCAUCCUCACAAUUAA